This is a messenger RNA of Prunus mume (Japanese apricot), 344 nucleotides long. NCBI's taxonomy places the organism in Eukaryota, Viridiplantae, Streptophyta, Magnoliopsida, Rosales, Rosaceae. The record is from RefSeq and is a predicted model, not a curated record.
UUGAGACUUCAAAUUGAUAAUGGGUAGCAUGAAACUCUGGUUAUGUGUUUUUCUGGUUUUGCUUUCCCUUCAGAAUAACGAAGCUCGUGUUCGUGGCUCGUACUCAAACAAGGGUAGCAGCCAGACAGCGAUGGAAAGUGCUAAAGAAUUGCUUAAGGCUAGCAUUGAGAGGCAGGUUGGACGGCAUCUUGAGUCGAAGCGAAGGAGUCCUGGUGGUCCUGAUCCACGCCAUCAUUAGAAUUCGGCCAUAAACAGUAAAGCUACUGAUAAAUGCGAGAGCAUCAAUAAAUAUUUUGCUUCAGCCUGCAAAUAGUUCUUGACCAUAGGAGUAAUAUAAGAUUAUC